GUUGCUUAAGUGAGUGGAAAAAUUUCCAAUAGGUGUGGAGAAGGGCAUUCUCGAAGCUGAUGGCUUCCGCACAUGUAAGUGCAUACCUAACUUUAUUAGACUUAUCUUUUUUUUCUGUUCCAGUGGUGUUCUGUAAAAAACUCACGCUGAGGAAUGUUUUUCUAUAAGAAAGUUUUAAUUCAUUAUCUUAUUAGUUUCUAGCCUUAAACACUCAUUAAUCGGACGUUAUAUAGUUCUAAAAAGUAUGACGUUAUGCGAAGUUCAUUGAUCGAUCUUCUAGAAAACUAUCUCGUGUUUAUAUGCUUCACUUCUUUUCUUUAUUAAACAAAUCAGCCUUUAAAUCCUUUAAGUAGAUCAGCAGUGUUUAUAAGUUUUGUUAGUACUAAAACAUUUGACAAAAAUGUUGCGGUUUGUUUAGUAUUGAUACUGUGUAUGAGAUUUAGGUGAUCUUGUAAGCUCCAAGCGGCCAGAGAUGCUUCAAGGUUGUUUAACGCGUUUAAAAGUUGACAAAUGUUUGCUUUCUCUACCAUAACAAAUAUUUGGCAGUUUUAAGGAUUACGGUUUGACUCUGCGAAAUGAAAGCACUUCACUUUCGAGGGUUAAGUUAUCUUUGAAACGAACUGACUUUACUCGUGCAGACAGUUCGUUCCUCUCGAUGUGACGGCGGUUUGUGGUGAUGUGAAGCGUUAUUAAGACAAAAGCGAUGACUGAGACAUUAAAAUUAAUGACAGGUUUCAAAUUUCAGAAAAACAAUGAGACUUUUAGCCAGGAUCAAACCUGGAAGAACAAUAUUUAAAGCAAAGUUUUGUAUGUGAAGGAAUUCCCUUACGCUCUAUAACAAGCUGAUAAGUGAAAGAGCCCAAUAUAGUAUUGCUUAAAUUAGACCGUAGGCACUGCAUAAUGAUCAGGUUUUGCAAUGUUUUGUGAUGUGAAAAUCAAUGUGUAGAACUAACAUGUAGCAUUGUUGUCACAGGAAUCCACUUGCCAAGCCUGGGGGGCUGGCAAAAUUUUCUUUUGCCAAAAGAAAAAUUUGAAAGCCCUGACUGUGUAACAAUGUGUUGAAAUUAUUGCAAGCGUAAAGUUUGGAAUUUGAGCCCUUUUACAUUUGUAGCAAAUUGUGAAUUUUGGUAAACUCAAGGUAAUUAACUUGUCCAAGUAACAAAGGUAUUUGUUUGCUCAAUGUACCAGUGUAUGAGUUGUGUGCAGGCAAACAGUUGUAAAAGGGUAUUCUGGAAAAAACAUUGAGAUAUUUUUUGUUAUCAUUGUGAUCUAAAAAGAAAAUAUUAACUAUUUCUAUAUUGAAACAAAACAUCUGAGCAAGUGAGGUACCAGUGUACAAACUAAGUUGUCAGAAAACAUAAUUCAUUAUCAGUCUGAACUAUGAAGCUUCCCCUUAGAGCAGGUUUCAUACAGUUAGGACUUUGCAGCUUUUUGCCCUAAAAAUCCAAGUAAGUCUAUGAAAUAAACCUUUGAGAUAAAAGAAACUUAGCUUUAUUAGGCUUAAUUAAGAACUAGACUAAAACAUUAUAAUAGUGAUAAUUUCUUUUGUUGUAAUUAACAACUGAAGCAAAAGAAGUUAUUCUUGUUAUUUUUAGUCUUUGCUUCCUACAGAUAGAGUUAAACGUUUUUACGGAUUAACAGCUGUUAUUUACAAAAUAUUGGUGAUUAUAUAUAGGUUACCUUUACAUUAUUGCCUUAAAAACAAAUUGGAAUUGUUAACACUUUGUAGUUAACCAGUGUGUGCAUUCAUCCCUGGUAGAUGCUAACAACUCCAUAAAAAAGGGAAUCAAUACAGACAUUUACUUGUUGAUCUUUUUUAUAUAAAAGUCAAUGUGAACUAACCCAAUAUCAUUAUCAUUAUCAUCAUCAAUCUUCAAUGACUCACACUUGAAUUUGUUACAAAAAAAAUACUCUUGAAUACCUUUGCUCCUGGGGUACAGAACCAAAAAAAAAAAAAUAAUGGUAAACAAUGCGAAGCUUAAAUGGUAAUUUUAGCCCAAUUUGUCACAGCAAACAAUUUUACUGGCGUACUCAAAAGUAGUUUUUCUGUAGGAAGGUUUUCUACUUUAAUUUGGAUUUCUUUGUGAAGUGUUUCUUUGUCAGAUGAAUGUUGUUGAAUCAAAUGUCAACUUGAUCUAGAAAUAACAAAUAAAUAAAUGAAUAGAUGAAUAUUAAAGUUACCUGGAAGUCCCUCAGGGUUUUUUCUCUUUGCACCCCUUCAAAUAUGGCUAAAAUCUUGGACAAGAAACGUUAAGAAAAAUGGGCAUUGCCAUGUCUAGUUUCAAGGUAAAGCUAGCUGUUGAAGACACUGUCAACUGAAAAAACACCCCAUUUCCCCCAAAAGCAAAUUGAAAUCCCACUGGAUCAUUUCUUACUGCCAACUUAACAACUACAUUGACCAGGGUGGAGGGAGGGGAGGGGCCAUCGUGGUACCAAAUCCGUGGAUAGGUGUUCUGUGGGUAAGGAAGUGCAAAGUUCUUAACACUUUUAGUGGUUCUAACAUGUAAACAAAACCAACGUCUAUCAUAAAUUAUAAUAUAAUCUAAAUUCACUAUGACGACUUUUGAAAACGGGUACGGUUUUUGAUCUGUUUUCAAAAACUUACCGGUUUAAAAAAGUGUAAUCUGCUAAUCAUCCAGCAUUAAUAAAAGGAAUCAAGGGAACAGGUUAUCUUUUAUGUUAUAAUGACAGAAUGAGGGUGAUCCGCUUGGUGUUACCAACAGCAUGAAAAAGGAGGGUGCAUCAAACACAACUGCAAUAAAGUCUCAAGGAAAGGUAUGUAAUAUGAUAUUAUAUGUAGUACAAUUAACUCUCUCUCAACAUGGACACCUUUGGGACCGGCACUAUAUAUAUCCAUCUGAGAGAGAUGUCUGUCUUAUUGAGAAGCAACUAAAAGGAGUGAAGAAAGGCAGGCACUAAGUUUUGGUGUCUGUUUUAGCGAGGUGCCCGUCUUUUUUUAGAGGUGUCCAUCAAGAGAGUCGACUGUACUUCCCUACAGCUGUAUAACGAGCUUUGCUUUGGAACAAAGGAUAGAGUUAAUGAUAUAAAUAAUAAUAGCAAUUGUGAGAAGCCAGGAAAUUGAAUAGAGACAGUUGUCAGUACCCUCUGUAGAAAGUUUUUUUCCCCAGCUUCAAGUAACCUCCUGCUCCUAGAUAGCUUCCAGUCCAGAACCCCCUUUAAACCCUAGCAGUGAUCAGUGUCAAAUUUCUCUUUGUUAUAUCAAUGUGUUAUGAAACAGUGAUCAUGAGAAAACAGGACUUAGUUGUUAAUUGAUAUGUUAACAACUUUUGCUGACUAUAUGGAAAUGUGGAAUAACAAGUGAGAAUUUAAAUUUUGACAUCAGGGGUUAAAGACUUAACAGAGAAACUAAAGUGAAUGGGUCCUGUGUCUCUUUGUACAUUGUAUUGGGGGGAUCUCCUUGUAUUAUGAGUUGUAAUAAUAAUAAUUAUUAUUUAAUAAUAAUAUUAUUGUAGUGUAUGCAAGAAUGAAUGAGUUAAACAUACAUACCAGGUGGAGUUCUGUAAAAUUAUUUUUCAAUUAAUUUUCUCACAGCUUAAGUCACUUCCAAAAGAAGAACUGAUAAAAUUUGUCAAGAAACAACUUGCAUUGUUAAAGCAAACCAAAGCAAAGUGUGAAGGUAUGGUGUAUAAUUUAAGGUGCAAAGUAGGGCUGUCACUAAGAUUCUAGUUGCCAGGAAAUACAGCAAGUAGGCAGGGAAUCAAACAGCUAGGAGAUUUCUUUUGGUUCUAGUUUUCUUCUACUUUCCUAAGAAAGUAGCUGGGGGCUACGUUCUUAGUAGCCGGGGGAAUUCCUGGCCCCCGCCUCUUAGUGACAUCCCUGUUGAAGGGUUAAAUUAUGUGCUUUGUUUUUGUUUUGGGACAUUUUUAUAGACCUGUCCUCACAAUUGGAAGAAGAAAGAAAUGAAGUACAGAGACUGGAAGCUGAAAAGAAGGAGUGGCUGUCAAGAGGAGUGCAUGCUGAGUUUGAAAAGAAAGACAAGGUACAUGUGUACACGUUUGUAUUCACUAACUGACUAGUUGACCCUUGGGCAAGAUGAUUGCAUUGGUAUGCUGUUCUGUAGUAAAACACAGCCAUGUUGAGAGGCAAAUAAUGUGUUGUACAUUUUCUGAAAAUUUUGAAUAUUGUGUACAUGAGCAUAAUUUGUCUUUAACCAGUAAAUUAUGUCUGAAUAUCAAUUUUCUGAAGAGAGUAAUAUGUUAAUAUGAUGGUUCUUUUUAUGUGUAAGCUUAAUUAAUUGUUUCAAAUUAAAUGUACUGCUCAGUGGGAUGUGUAAAAUAUUGUACAUGAUGUUGCAUGUGCCCGCCGGAUUAAAUACACUGUGAAAAUGAUCCUUGUUGUUUAAUGCUGUGGCAAAACUCCAAGUAUAAGAUAUAAUUCAUAAGUUAUAAAUAAUAGUUUUAAAUGUGUAAGUUCAGUUAACUGUUUCAGAGUAAGUUAAAAAUUUUUGCACUCUGGCCGAUGUAUAUUAUAGUUGCACAGGUUUAAAAAAUGAAGUGAUUUAAAAGAAAAGCUGUACACGCAAAACUUGAAUUAUAAAAUACUAUAAUGUUCAUAAAAUUAAAUUCAAAAUUUCAAUACAUUUGAAAAUUAGAUCUUAAAGAAAAAUGAAGAAUUAAAAAUGGCUGCUGAACUUGGGAGAAAGAUGUUAGAGGAAAAUGAUGGGUUACGUGGAAUGUACAAUCAACUUGAGCAGGAACAUGAGAAAACAGUUAAAGUAAGGAACUAAAAAAUCUUCUUUCAUUUGCUUUAUUCGCUAUAACGUGUAAGUACUUAUAAAUCCUCUUUUAUUUUUAUUAUUUCUUCUAAGAACACUAAAAAUUAAUAUUGUUAGAACUGUUUUAAAUGGUGAAUAUUAAUUUUAAUAGCCUGGUGAAAUGUUAGAUUUAUAGUAAUAUUAUAAUGGCUAAAAAAUCUUUAACCAUGACUUAAAGUGAGUAAUGAUAAGGGUUUGUGUAUAGUGAAAGUACCUGACGGUACACCAUGCUGCUGGUUCAGAUAGUUUACAAGAAGCCUGAGUUAACAAGUAAUGACAAAUCAAACAUAACGUGGUUAAUGACUCCAACUGUCAGGAGCGAAACCACUCCAGUUAGCUGGAAUUAUUUUUAUGAGCAUGUGAUAGACUCUUGAAAACCUGUGGAACCUAUCUGGGUCUCGUGCAUUGGCCACUGGGCCAGACAUUCUCCCUCUGCAAUAAGAACCAUUAUCUGCAGUUUAUGUGAUGAUAGUACGGUGAUGUUAAGUUGGUUUUUAUUGCAGGUUGUUAUGGCUUUUAAUUGCAUGGUUAUGUUACACAAAAGCACUACUUGUCUCAUUAAAAUAAACUGAUUCUUUAAAAUCUAGGAACUUGAAGAAGAUUUUUCUGCUGUUGUCAUGGAACGAAAUGGCCUACAGGAGUCACUGAGAAUUCUUCAAGAAGAAUAUCAAACUGCUGUCAAGGAGAAGAAGGUACAUACUGAACAGUAAACCAUCUGAUGGUUUAAAGAAUUUUGGCCAUUGAUUUCACUUAGGUGGUAAUACUUGCACCCAUCAUGGAACCUUAUCAGAUAUUAAUUUUAUUAAGAAUUUUCAAAAUUUUAUUUUGCACAGCUGUAGUAUGUUUAUUAGCAGUCUAACUUUUGGCAUAGCAAUAACAUGUUUUAAAAGAAAGAAAAAAGGAAGAGCACAAAAAGUUAUAAUUGAAGUAAAUUAAAGCCCAUGGUGAUGAAGUUAAAACCUAUUUCCCUGUUUAAUCUAAAGUAUUAUUUUCAAGUUGUUUGCCAAUCUGAAGUGAUAUUUAUUAUGUGUCAUUUUGCAAUGUACACGUAGAAGUACAAGGAUGCCUUGGAAUUGCAAGCUUUGCAAGAAGACAAAGCUCAAGAUCAACUUAAGAUAGACAAUGAACAUUUGCUGGGAAAAAUUCAGGUGAGAGGUCUUACUCUAGUUUCUAUGCCAGAAAAACCUAUAUCCGAUGAUUGGUGUAUAAAGAGAAUGGGGCUCGACGUAUAGUGUAAUCUUGUCAGGUUUUUAACACAUGUAAAUCUUAAAGUGCGAGCAUGGCAAUGUCAAGAGGGGGCAUGCAAUGAUUUGAACACCAAAGGCAAGCCCGGGAUAUACUGUACAGUUGAAAACAAAAUUCUUUUGAUAAUUCAUUUCUUUAUUUAAGCCCUGGCUGGGUACAUUCCCAGGAGUGUACUAAUCUGUAUAAUAUUCCAAUUCUUGAACCCUCAGUUUUUCAAACCUUCAUAAAACCAAUAUUCUGCUUCCCAGGAGGUUUAAGAAAUAAGUUCCACUAUUAAUCACUUUUGUUGUUGUUUUAUUGCAAACAAAUUUACAUUGAUAGGAACUACAGCAUGAAAAAGAAAGAACUCAAGAAACAUUAUUAAAACUUGAACAAGAAAAGAGUCAACUCCUAGACAACUGCAAGGUAACAGUUAUUUUGUUCCUGUUAACUCUGAAUGAGAAUGUGCAUCACUUGAAUCUUGAAUCUGGAGUCCUCACAAUGUGUUUCUGCUAGCCAAUGGUUAACAAGUGCAUCGCUAAAUGGAGGUUGGGUGCCUGGAGAAUCUGGGGGCUUCAACUUUUGGCAGUCGGCCUCUAGACUGAAUAACACCCUCAUGUAUGGCACAAUGGUGCAACCCAGCCAUGAGCUGCCACACAAAAGGAAAUAAACAGACACCCGUCACACUGAAAAUUACAUGUGUAUCGGUGAAAAAAGAGCACUAGGAAGAGGAGAGGGGGAGAGUAGCUGAAAGAAACCUUGGGGCAUGGACAAUGCAGCACAAAGGAAAUUCUACAUGCCCCUGCAUGAAUCAUGAUAAGGAUAUAGCGAACUAGUGGGCGUGUGCAUGCUGAAUGACUGCUGACCUCUAGCACUGAGGGCGCUUUUCAUUGUUAACUCCUUUAAAUUGCAUUUAAACGAAUAUAGAGCUUGUUCGUGUUUAUUCUUGUGCAGUGAUUUGGCUCAAAUGUGUGAGAAUGACUUGAGGCAAUUUGAAAUUUUAUUUUGGCUGAACUCUUGAUGCACAAAGUGUUCACUGCUGUCUUCGCUUUUAAUAGUUUUGGCCUGAAGGUGACCAGUUUAGAAGAAAUUGAUCACUGGCCAGUCACAAAGCUGAUAAAAAUACCGAGAUCAACACCAUUUGAGAGGAGCUGAAUGUUGAAAGUGUGUUUUAAGAUUGUGAAGUGAAAUGCUUGACCAGCUGAGAGUGAAGUGACCUUAGUAGGCAAAUCAAAUUGUAUUGGAGCGGAACCUUUGUUACCUUGCAGGAGCUGGAACUCAAAAUCAAUUCCUUGGAAAGUAUGCAAUCUGAAGCAACCAAGAAACAGAAUGAUAUAAACAUAAAUGAGGUAGGUAAACAAACAACAUGUAUUAACCCUUUAAGCCCCAAUAACCAUACUCAAAUUUUCCAUACUAAUGUCCAUGCAUUUCGUUAAAGAUAUAAUUAUUUAAGAGAAUUUGAUAAUUAAAAGAUCAAAGCAUUUCCCCUUAAAUGAUAAUUUUACUAAUUCUCAUAACCAGGGCUGUCACUAAGAGCUGGGGACUGGGGAUUUUCCCCAGCUACUAUGAGCGUAAGUUCCGGCUUCUUUCUUAGAAAACAAAAGGAAAAUAGAACCAAAAGAACUUCCUAGCCCGGCGACUUAAAAUGUUAGCGGCAGCCCUGCAUAACCAUUUCUCUUUAUUUUAAAUAGAUAUCGUUAGGAGAAAAAUGAUGUCGGUCAGUCUGAAGCCUUAUACCUAGGGUUAAGGUUAGCACUGUGGUAAGAGCUUUGGUCUCCCACCAUUGUGGCCUGGAUUUUAAUCCUGCAGAGGCAGUGAUGUCGGUUGAGUUUGUUGUUGGUUCUUGUAAUUGUUUUGAAAGUGUUUUCCCUAAGGACUGUUUUUUAGAGUGUAGUUUUUACUUCUCCUCAAAAAUUGUCAUUUCCAUGUUCAAAUUCAGUUAGGUUAGAGAAGACAAAUUGUCACAUCGACUUCUGGAUAAAGCCAUCAUUUUCCCAAUUCAUUCGUUUGUUCGUCGUCGUCGUUCUUUGUUCAUUCUUUCAUUAAUUUGUUUAUUCAUUUAGCAAAAUGACGCCCUCUUCUCUUAUGGACACAUUGUUAUAGAUUAGGGUUGAAGUUGUGGCAAACAUGUUUUAGUGGAACUUACUCCUGUCAUUAUGCAUUUGAAAGUAGACAAAGUGCCACACUCCUAUACUGCAUUGAAUACAAGGGACACUAAAAUGCUAAAAUUUGUGGUACUUAAGAAUGAAGGACCUCUGAUAGCACAAGAAAUAGACCACACUGAAGGUUUUUACAUGCGUUUUGUCUCAAGACUGUUCCAUGGUUAUUAAUAGUUAAGGCAAGGUGAAGAUUAUUUACAUGAAAACCAGAAAACCACCCCAAAAACACAUGUAAUCCAUUCUGAAUUGUGUCUUACAGCUUCAUGAAAAAUUGGCCAAGCUGAUGGUAGAAAAGGAAGAGCUUAUAAAGGCUGUGGAAGCAUCUAAUGAUUCCUACAGUGAAAAAGCUGAGCAAGAUAUUAAGGUACAUGUGUAUUGAUUAAAUAACACAAGUUAAAAUGGACAGACAGCUCUUGGCGUACUGUUAAUUACUUUAACAAAGAUUACUUAUCCACCCCUUCUGAUUCUCUCCAGUGGGGGAAUACAUGUUUUUCCUCUUCCCUGAGAAAAUUGUAGUUUAUGUGUACAUUGUAAAACUGUGCCUUCACACUUGAAUUUGGUUAACAUUCUGUGCUGUAGAUACCAGUACCACAGUCCUUUGCAUAUGUUAGUGCUUGUAGAGGGGUUGGAGUAUGCCAAAAAAGUAUUUCCUGGAACUAAAGAUAUUGUUCCUGGAGCAUUUGGAACAAACCACACUUCUACACAUGUAUUCACUCUAUUCUAUGCUGAGUAGAAUCUUAGAACAAAGCUUCAGGUUAAACUUUUCAAGUCUGGGUUUCUAUAGAGAGGUAGAGGAAGGAAGGAGGUGAGAUAUUUAUACAUCAGUGUAUGAAUGUACGUGAAAGUUUCUGUUGGUGUUUGUAGGAUCUUAAAGUGCAAGUCAAUAAUCUGUUAGCAGAAAGAAAUGAAAUUCAGAAUAGAUUUGAUCAACUUGCGCGACAAAGAGGUGCAGAUUUAACAAGUGAGGGGGCAAGUGAAAUCAAUCAGCAUUUCUUGCUGGCAAAUGAGCAGCUAAAAGAAACAAAUCAG
This is a messenger RNA of Porites evermanni, 9186 nucleotides long. NCBI's taxonomy places the organism in Eukaryota, Metazoa, Cnidaria, Anthozoa, Scleractinia, Poritidae. The record is from the annotation of a GenBank genome assembly.